Messenger RNA from Labrus mixtus (cuckoo wrasse), 2313 nucleotides. Its product is annotated as very low-density lipoprotein receptor-like. Lineage: Eukaryota; Metazoa; Chordata; Actinopteri; Labriformes; Labridae. Bases 92 to 1762 code for a protein of 556 amino acids. The record is from RefSeq and is a predicted model, not a curated record. Gene Ontology annotation, molecular function: calcium ion binding; protein binding. The transcript has 12 exons.
GCGUCGGCCGUUACGUUGACAACCUGCUGUUUGACAGCUCUUGCGUCAUCUUUAUGCGCCGCGUGCGCUGCAUCUGUGGAGGACAUCGAGCAUGGGACACCUUGGCGUUUUAUGUCUACUGUCCACAUCUCUGACUUAUUUUAAUAUUUUGGGUGCUUCAGCUCACUCUCUUCCACCCUGCAAUGAGCAGCUGGAGUUCAGGUGUGACGAUGGCCUUUGCAUCCCUAAGCUAAGAGUGUGUGACGGACAGAAACAUUGUGUGGAUGGAUCAGAUGAACACAGCUGUGGUCACCUGGGACCUCGCACGCAGACUUCUCCGACAUGUGCAGCGUCAGAGUUUCGAUGUAAAAACGGGCAGUGUAUCCGUCAGUCCUGGAGGUGUGACCACGACCAAGACUGCUCUGACGGCAGUGACGAGGAAAGAUGUGAUCAGAACGAGUGUGAGGUCAAUAAUGGAGGCUGCUCCUAUGUGUGUGAGGACCAGCUGAUGGGUUUCAUCUGCCGCUGCCCUGAAAACAUGAGGCUGAUCGGAGACGGCCAGUGUGAAGAGGUCAAUCUGUGCCUGGAGCGCGAUGUGUGUGAUCAGCUGUGCGUUGCCAUGAACAACAGCCUCACCUGCAGCUGCCACGAGGACUACCAGAUGAAGCUCACAACCAGAGAGUGCAAGGCCAAAGGAGAUGAGGCUCAGCUGGUUUUCACCUCAUCUAAAGGAAUGCGAGCGAUAAGCAUCACUGGCACUGAGCUCAGGGAACCCGCCUCACACAUAUCAGGACCUGGACCAGUGGGGGUCUUAGCCUCCAACCAAACAGUGUUCUGGGCCCAGCAGGGACGAGGCUCCGUCUACAGGGUUGACCUCGAUGGAAAGCAGCGGGAUCACGUGUUGGUGCUGAGAUCUCAAGGUUCAGUCUCGAGCCUGGUUGUAGACUGGAUCCACCAGCUCCUCUACUGGACCAGUGUGGAGAGCGGUUCUGUUAAUGUUGGCCUGCUGGACGGCUCAGCUCAGCGUCAGCUCAUCACAGGACUGGACAAACCUUGUGCUGUGGCUGUGCAUCCUCUACAAGGGAUGCUCUUCUGGGCUCAGUGUGGCAGCUCCCCAAAGAUUUGGAGGUCCAGCUUGGAUGGUCAAAACCGAACGGCUCUGGUCAGCAGCUCAAUAAGCCGCCCUGUGGCUCUCUCUCUUGAUAUGCCUCGUCAGCUGCUGUACUGGGUUGAUCAGGGAAUGAGGAGCAUCUCCAGAGUUGAUCUCGAAGGCAGUCACCGUAAAACAGUGGUAGAGUCUAACGGUUAUCUGGACCGGCCGUUUGGAUUGGCUGUUUUUGAGGGUUUUGUAUAUUGGAGUGAAGAAGUGACAAACUCCAUCUGCAGAGCCAGCAAACACAACGGCUCCAACCUCCAAGUGCUGCUGUCAAAUGCCACCUCUCCGGGAGGAAUGGUCGUCAUCCAGCCUGCUCUCCAACCAAACGGGCCCUCUGUAUGCCGACAUCCUGGGACAUUGUGCGUUGCAGAGCUUCCAGGCAUUCUUCGCACGGUUCCUGCAACAACUUUAACUGAUCCUACAUUCGCUGGAGUCCUUUCUCUUAUCAUGAUUCUCAGUGUGUUGCUGGUGGGAAUGGCUCUGUGGUGGUGGAGAGAGGAGCUCAGCCCAUCUGUGUCGCUCACUGAGCAGAGCUUCUCCCUCAAAGAGUCCCAGGACCCGCUCAUCAUCCGGGAGCCACCCAUUGGACGAAACACACAACCUUUUAAGGCAAGACAAGUUUUGUGAACUCACACAGUGAUGCACAUAUAAAGCAGACAGAGGGCCUUCAUACACUUUAAAGAGGAGAUGUCAUUCAUUGAGCUGGACGUGUGUACACUUGAGAUAUAUAUAACAGUCUCAAAGCGAUGUUUAUUUUCCACCUCUUGCUUAUUUUAGAUGCUGUGUUUAUGUGGUGGCAAAGAGAAGUCAUUUCAAUAAUGAUAGAAAACUACUUUUUUUUAAUAUCAUUCAUAUCAUAUCAAGAAGGUCUUUGUCUUUAACUUAAAUAGUUUUUGGUUAUUUCACAUGAGACAUGUUUGUAUCUCUCUUUGUUCACCCUCUUCUCCCCCUUCUGAUGUUUGUGUCGGCUGGGAAGAAGUGAUGUCUCAAAUCGUUGAGCAUGUUCUGGCCACAUUUAAAUCAAACUCUGAUGACCUUUUGAGGGUUGUUUGGCUGCACUGUUUAAAUCCAAUCAAACCUCACCCACUGAUGACGCUUGAUGAACUCGAGUGUUUCAGUCACAGUAAAACAAACGUUUCAGCAUCUCUGCUUCUAUUGUACAUUUGUUUCCUUAUUAC